Exophiala spinifera is the source of this 1593-nucleotide messenger RNA. RefSeq names its product glycerol kinase. The coding region runs from base 1 to 1593 and encodes 530 amino acids. Gene Ontology annotation, molecular function: glycerol kinase activity. The record is from RefSeq and is a predicted model, not a curated record. The transcript has 4 exons. NCBI's taxonomy places the organism in Eukaryota, Fungi, Ascomycota, Eurotiomycetes, Chaetothyriales, Herpotrichiellaceae. Gene Ontology annotation, biological process: glycerol metabolic process; glycerol-3-phosphate biosynthetic process; triglyceride metabolic process. Gene Ontology annotation, cellular component: mitochondrion.
AUGGCAGGGAAAUCCUUUGUUGGUGCCAUCGACAAUGGCACCACCAGUACCCGUUUCCUCAUCUUCGACCAGGCCGGCAACCCUGUCGCUGAACAUCAAGCUGAGUUCAAGCAAAUAUACCCUCACUCUGGCUGGCACGAACACGACCCCCUCGAGCUCGUCUCCUCAACUAGCGAAUGUAUAGACAAGGCGUGUGAAAAGUUCGUGGCAAAAGGGCACUCCCUAUCGGACAUCAAAGCUGUAGGAAUAACCAACCAGCGAGAGACCACCUGCGUCUGGGACGUAAAGACCGGUGAACCCUUGUACAACAGUAUAGUCUGGACCGACACGCGCACACAUCGCAUCGUCCACGAACUCAAAGCGCGCGAGGGUGCAGACGAAUUACAGCCUCUCUGUGGCCUGCCGUUGUCCACAUACCCGUCCUCGACGAAGCUCCUGUGGAUGCUCCGCCAUGUCGACAAGGUCAAGCAAGCCUACGACGCGGGUCGCCUCGCAUUCGGCACCGUCGAUUCGUGGCUCGUGUACAAGCUCAACGGCGGAGUGGACGCCAACGUCUUCGUCACCGAUGCCACCAACGCAAGCCGGACAAUGUGGAUGAACAUUCACAAACUCGAAUACGACGACAAGCUCAUCUCGUUUUUCGGACUUGACACCAAGACCCCGAAGCUGCAUCUACCGAAGAUCGUGCCCUCGUCGAGUCCCGACGCCUACGGGGCACUCGCGAGCACCAAGCUCAAGGGGACAAAAAUUGCAGGCUGUCUAGGUGAUCAGUCUGCGGCGCUCGUCGGCCAGAAUGGCUUCGUCCCCGGCCGUGCAAAGAACACUUACGGAACAGGGUGCUUCCUGCUGUACAAUGUCGGCGAGAAGCCAGUGAUCAGCACACACGGGCUCCUAGCCACGGUCGCAUAUGAUUUCUCACCGCAGGGGAUAAAGCCUGUGUAUGCUCUGGAAGGAUCCAUUGCCGUCGCAGGUAGCAGUGUACAGUUUCUGCGCGACAACCUGGGCUUCUUCCCCUCGGCGCCCAAGGUCAGUGAAGUUGCGCAGACCGUCGACGACAAUGGCGGCGUGGUAUUCGUCACGGCGUUCAGUGGACUCUUCGCGCCUUACUGGUACGACGAUGUCAAGGGGACGCUCUGGGGCCUCACGGCCUACACGCAAAAGGGUCAUAUUGCGAGAGCGACGCUGGAGGCGACAUGCUUCCAGACAAAGGCCAUCUUGGACGCCAUGGAAAAGGACGCCGGCGUCAAGUUGCAAGAGCUUGCCGUUGACGGAGGGAUGAGCAAUUCGGAUUUGUGCAUGCAGACUCAGUCCGACAUUAUUCAGAUACCCGUAGACCGACCGAAGAUGCGCGAGACCACGGCACUCGGCGCCGCCAUCGCAGCAGGCUUCGCUGUCGGCGUGUGGAAGAACUUUGACGAGCUGAAGGAGGUGAAUUCAGAAGGCCGCUUCUUCUUCAAGCCCAAAAUCAGCCAGGCGGCAAGUGACAAGAUGUAUAGGCGGUGGACCAAGGCCGUCGAGAUGAGUAAAGGUUGGGAAGACGACGAUGACGACGAGGAAGGAGAGCAAGAAGAGGAUAAACAGUCUAAGCUCUAG